GCGACGAACAGUAGCAGGAGGAGCAGCGGAGAAGGAAAAAACAAGUUGUGUUGGUUAGCGUGGAGGCAGUGACGCGCUUCCAACUGGUUGGGUCUGUUCCGGGGCUUGGCUUGGCGGCUGCAUCUACCUGAAAAGGGACAACCUUUUUUCCUCCUUUUCUGAGCUCCACUUCAGAGGUCGACCGUCCUUCAGCGCUAGCAGGAAAGAGGAAGACUAGCCAGCGCGGCGACAACAACCCCCAUACAAUGAUGCCUCUUGUCUUGGGUUUCUGGCUUGAUGAACGCACCUGCAAAAGGACUGGGUAAAUUCACUAAGCACAGAUCUCUGACUGAAAACGGUAAUGAGCCGUGACACAGCCAUGUCAGCAGGCCGCAGAGAGGAUGAGCUGUGUGAGGGGCCGAUAAACCACACACCAAACAAUGAGCAGGAGGAGGUGCCUGCACCACCUGAUCCACCAACGGGAAAGGAAGUGAUGUCACCAGGUGCAGCAGAGCAAGAGCAGCUGGAGGAGGGGGGCUGUGAGCAUCCACACCAGGUUGCCUCAGCAAUGGGACAGUCCUGUCCGCCUGACCCGCAAAUAGGACAGGAAGUGAUAUCAUCAGCUAAAAAGGCUCAUGGACAGAGACCCAGCUAUGAACGCUCACCUGUGAGUCCAGUGAGGAGAGAGAGGACGUCAGUUUUAGGCUUAUCUGUGUGUAUCAGAGCAGUACGUACAUGGCCUCUUGCCAGAACCAUCAGCUCUUACCCAGUCAAGAGAGGACAGCUGGAGAAACCUCAGAGUGGGCCUUUCUACUUCUUUGGAGGAGCAAAUGGAGCAGAUAUUGUGUGCAGUUACUGUGAAAGCAAAGGCUGGACAAGGAUCUAUAACAAACAACGAGAAGAUUGCAGACUCAAGUGGUGUGAGUCCAGGUCCCCAGCCAACUACAGCAACUUCAGACCAGGUGAACAGUUAAUUUUCCAGAUUCCAAAUAAUAACGUUCUGACCACAAAGAUUGGCCUUCUCAGCAGCCUCAGGGAGUACGAGAGAGUCAGCAGCAAAGUCAAGCAUGGUCAAGGCAUCAGAAGACUUCAAAUGGAUGAGUUUAUUCCGACCACAUACCGCAUGGACAUGAGAGAAGAGAGAGAAGCCUUUUUCUCACUGCAGGAAGGUUUGAGCAAAAACCAGAGGCACAUGUGGAUCUGUAAACCCACCGGCCUGAAUCAAGGGCGAGGGAUCUUUCUUCUGAAGAGCCCAGAGGAUGUGAGUGCAUUCAGACACAAACUACAGGAUGGAGAGGCUAAUCACAAAACACUGCACCACCACCGGCAGCCACAGAAGUACAUCGUCCAGAAAUACAUCCAGAACCCUCUUCUUCUAAAGGGCAGGAAGUUUGAUGUGCGGUCCUACCUGAUCAUUGCCUGUACCACUCCAUACAUAGUCUUCUUUCGGCACGGUUAUGUGCGCCUGACCUGUGACCUUUAUGACAUAAACACCAACAACAUGUCAACCCACCUUACAAACCAAUACGUGCAGAAGAAGAACCCUCUGUAUAGCCAGCUGAAGGAGGACACAGUGUGGUCCAUGGAUAGCUUUAACGCCUACGUAAAUGACAGGGUUGCAGUUGCUAAGGGCCUGCCCAGGGACUGGGUGCUAGGCCUCUUCACUAAACGUAUGCAGCAAAUGAUGACCCAGUGCUUCCUGUCAGCUAAAGCCAAACUGGACUGCAGACUGGGGUUCUUCGACCUGAUUGGCUGUGACUUCAUGAUUGAUGAGGACUUUAAUGUGUGGCUGUUGGAGAUGAACUGUAACCCAGCUCUUCACACAAACUGCUCAGUCCUGCAGGAGGUCAUCCCCAACAUUGUCCACGAGACUCUGGACUUGACAUUGGAGAUCUUUAACAAGUGUCGACGUGGACAAAGAAUCCUUCCCUUCUCCAGUCAGAAAGACUUUGUCCUACUCUUCAAAGGAGCGUUUCCACCUAAUGCAGUCCUCACAUGUAACAAGAGCACACCAACACACUGUGAUCUGUCCCAGAAGAAGAAGAGCCCAAAGGUGGUCCCCACAAGAUGGCAGCCAGACCUCCAGACUGAGUCUUGUGAAAUCUCUAAGGAGCUGAUUGCAGGAGGUGGUGGAGAAUGUAAUUCCAACCCUGUGCUGUUGACCUCACCUCCUCAGCCAAAUGUUAAUGACUCUAGGCCCAGGAAAAAGAAGGUCACACUGAUGUUUAGCACAAUACAGACCUCCACAGCAGGACCACCUGACCAUGUACAUGUUAGACCGCCUGAAUGUCCUGAAGCUGCAGCUAAAGUGAGAGUGGAAGAAGGGAAGGAAGAACAAUGACUCCUCAUUUGAAAAUCAGAAGCACUCAUGACAUGUUGACACCUGGCUCUGUUCAGACCGAAGCAGAAGUAGUAUGACCCUUUAAUUUUGUGCAGUUACAAUCUAUUAUUGUAAUCUG
Periophthalmus magnuspinnatus is the source of this 2438-nucleotide messenger RNA. RefSeq names its product tubulin tyrosine ligase-like family, member 10 (gene ttll10). The transcript is spliced from 12 exons. The record is from RefSeq and is a predicted model, not a curated record. Gene Ontology annotation, biological process: protein modification process. NCBI's taxonomy places the organism in Eukaryota, Metazoa, Chordata, Actinopteri, Gobiiformes, Gobiidae. Bases 341 to 2320 code for a protein of 659 amino acids.